Messenger RNA from Astyanax mexicanus (Mexican tetra), 3179 nucleotides. RefSeq lists its product as uncharacterized. The coding region runs from base 1 to 621 and encodes 206 amino acids. NCBI's taxonomy places the organism in Eukaryota, Metazoa, Chordata, Actinopteri, Characiformes, Acestrorhamphidae. The transcript is spliced from 4 exons. The record is from RefSeq and is a predicted model, not a curated record.
AUGCACAUGCUGAACAAGUUCUUCGACCUUAUAGUGGAAAAGGUCAGCACCUUUAGCCUCUUUAGCGAGGGCACCUGCCCUGCAUCCAUCUCUGCUCAGUGGACUGUGCUGCAGGAGGGAAUCUUAGUGGGGAACAUACAAGGCCUGCAGGGGUCUGCAAUAGACAUGAGACCGCCCAUUCAGAAAACAGCUCCAGACCCAGCUCCACUGAGGAAAACAGGGUUAAAGAACAGUGAUUCAGAGUGUGUGUGGAGAGCCGCAGCCGUGGUGCUACCCCCGGCGUAUCGCACGCAGGCAGCAGACGCCUCCUCCUGGGCUUUCAGCUCCGCAGGAGGCACCUACCGGACCCCAGGGCUGGGAGGGAGGGCUCGUACAGUGGGAUGUUGUCUACAGUGUGGAGAUGCUCAGCAGUGUGGAGAUGGUCAGCAGCUCAUGCUUUGGUGCUGCAGGGGGAAUCCAGCUCGGGCCAGGCUCUCCACACGCUGGAGAUUGAGAAGAGCCGUUGAUGGGGCCUUGCCUUGUGCCACAAAGCGUCUCCAGUCAAUUGUUUUGAAAAGGCCUUGCCAUUUGCCAAAAUGGCCGAGGACUAUGCUCACGAUUCCGUUAUUGCUUUCUCCGUAAAAAAAGACUCUCUUCGGUGACGGGUAUUCUUGGGUGGAUAAUACGGAUCACGUUGUUAUUGCUUAAGAAUACGCGUAGUCGAGGAGAGUCAUGUCGGCGGUGACGGCAGGCGACUAGAGAGAGAGCACAGCCCAGAGAGCCCACCUGCCUGCCCUGCUGCCUUUAGAGCAGGGGCUCACACACAUGCAUGCAUACACACACACACACACACACACACACCUACUCACUAACGCACACACAAUCACAUGAACGCACACACACGCAUUCACAUUCACGCAAGCACUCAUUCAUGCAAGCAUGCACUGAGACUUACUCACACACUCAGGACCAUUUAUCAAGCAAGCAGACAGACAGACAGACAGACAGAGCUGCAUCUCCUGUGUCUGUGUGUGUGAUGACUGUGCUGUUGAGUCUCUGUAGACGGGGCUGGCCACUCCUGUUCACCACGUUGCCUUCUUUUUUAACACACACUUCAUACUUACAUACACAUACACAUGCACGCACACACAUUUGAUGAAGAAAAAAAACAAAUGUUUAUAUUUUUGAUUUGUAUUCCUCACCUGCUUAUGCCUUCCAAUUGCACUGAUGUAUAAUCUCAGCUAUAGUGCCUUACUGACUUAUACGUAUACUUCUACUAUGAAUGUGUAUCAAGUUUAGGGCUAUGUGUUUGUAUCUGUUUAUUGAUUUGUUUUGUUGUUUGCUCACCGAUUGAUGCCGAUCAGCUUGAGUGUUUUCGCAGGGAGCUUGGUAAAAAGAACAGUGUAUUGUGGGGUGGCUGGGGUAGGUAGAGCUGCAGAUGCAAAUGCGUGUAGUCCACAGUAUUUAUUAUCUGUCCUCAGGACCACACACUCUUCACCUCCCACUCCACCUUUUUUCAUGCAAAUUGAUUUUGAAAUGACAUUUAUCGCGUGGGGUUUUUCCGCACGGAAGCCUGCCCCUCCACAAGGGCUGAGGGUAUAAAAAAACAGACACACACACACACACACAAACACAAAAUGUCCACCAAGCCAGCGAGACAGCUCAAUUUAUGCGCUGGGGAGGAAGACUGAUUCUAAAAGAACACACAGCAGAUAAACAAUUACCACAGGCUUAGAUUGACUAGCACGCCGCUCACCAUGUAGCCACACACGUAUCAUGAAUAUGUAUCAGUCACCGCAUAUGAUGGUGCAUUCUAAACUCUAACACCCAUGAAAAUCCAUUUAAGCAGCGUAAUAGGAUCUACUUGACUUAUGAAAGCAUACCCUCAGACAUGUCAAAUCUUAUAAAUAUACAUGAGGUCUCUUCUUUUGGCAGGAAUAUAUUUUCCUUCGUUUCCAAAAAAGCGUGAAAGGAAAUAUUAUAAAAAAACACACACACACACACACACAUACACACAAAAACAAAAUAUGUUGAUGUAUUAAAGAGGGAGGAUUUCUAAAUCUGCAAACAGUCCAAUUUACUCCUGAUUAUCAUUAAGCACAUUGAAAUGAUGCAUUAGCAUUUCAGACAGACGAAAGAAAACAAUUCAGUGGCUCUCCUCUUGAUCACCCUGUAAUUAUGGUUCUUUUGGCUGUGCUUUAAUGAACUGUGAGUGGUGGCAGAGACAGUAACACCAUGUUAUGCACCUUUGCCACUAGGGGACUCACACAACUGAAAAAUAGUGUGUCAGUCUGCUUAUGGUUCCAAUUUUAAGGCAUAGUUUUUAUUUAAUUUGGAGAAAAAAUGCUUUGAUAUACAGAAUUAUAUUUUCUGAGCUUUUUGCUUUUAAUUGCAAUUUAUUGGAUUGGAAAAAUCCUCUCAAGUCACAUGCUUGCAUUCACAUGCUUUCAGAACAUGCAGAUGGCAAUGAAUAUAGCAUAAUAUUUUAAAUGGACAUAUAUUAAAAAUAAUAAUACAGUAAAAAAUAUAUAUAAAUAACAUCAAAAACCUUUUAAUAUUUUUGAACUAAACACACUAGUUUAACACUAAUAGGAUGAAGAUAAAUAUAUUAGUCUUAAUUAUUUAAUAGAAACUAAUUCUAAAAUAUACCUCACAAUUUUAUAUCACUCUUAUCACCAUAUAUCAAAGUGGUGAACACAGCAGGACCAGGACUGCUACAAAGAGCCAGUUGGACAAAGAGCUCUGACUUGCCCCUCCCCUCCCCCCUUCAGACCUGUUAUAGCAGUGUAUUAAUGGUGAUCUGCAUUAUCAGUUAUAGCAUUAUUUACUUAUUUGUAUAUAUAUUACAGGCCACAUUUUACCAUUGACAGUAUUAUUCUGAUUACUUUGUAAUUAAGACAUUUGAAUUAAAUUGUUGUAUUUGUGUAGGAACAUUGUGCUUGCUGCUAAUUAAAUCUGUAUUUUCUAUUUUUGAUAAACAAUCUCCCUGAAAUCGUGAAAUUAUAUAUAUAUAUUUUUGUCCUCUUCUGCUGGUUUCACACACAUGACCUCAGUCUGUCAGCACAUUAUACAAUUAUUGUAAUUAUAUACAGCAAGGUACCUCAAAAUUACUGCACUUUAUAUUACUGGAUUUUUAUUCAUUCUGUACAAUUUGUCCUGCUCUUUAUGUCAUGAAUAAAGCUCUAUUUAAUUGAAAUUUA